Musca vetustissima is the source of this 885-nucleotide messenger RNA. Its product is annotated as spindle and kinetochore-associated protein 1-like. Gene Ontology annotation, molecular function: microtubule binding. Gene Ontology annotation, biological process: regulation of microtubule polymerization or depolymerization; mitotic cell cycle; chromosome segregation. Lineage: Eukaryota; Metazoa; Arthropoda; Insecta; Diptera; Muscidae. Gene Ontology annotation, cellular component: spindle microtubule; mitotic spindle; outer kinetochore. The transcript has 2 exons. The record is from RefSeq and is a predicted model, not a curated record. The coding region runs from base 1 to 885 and encodes 294 amino acids.
AUGGAAAACGUAUUAACGUUUGAAGAAUUUUUCGAACAAAUCCAGAGUAAAAUAAAUCGCCUCAAUGACUUCAUUGCAUUAAGUUUACGACGAAAAAAGAUUAGUAAUGAGUUGAAACAAAUCAUUGAUAAAUCUAUAAAAAUUAAAGAUGCAUUGGUGCUAGCCCAUCAAGCUUUGCAGGAAGAAUUGAAAAAAGUUGAAGAUGAUUAUGAGAGUGUUAUGUCCGAUAUGAGAAGAAAGCAAAUGAUAAUUAUGGAUUAUGUUAUAAAGGAGAAACAACGUAAACUAAAGGCGGCAGAAGAGGAACAGAAAAAAGUACAAUUACUACUAAGUUGUGGUAAAAGUGCACCCGGUGGAAGUGCGGUCAAAUCGUCGGCUGUGAAAAGGCUUGGUGGCGAUUUGGCUAGUCUGCAUUUGAAUCCGGCCAUUACACCGCGGUUGAAAAUGAGUGACUAUAAAAAUUUACCUUUGGUGAAGAAGAAAAUUGCUCCCAUACCUAUAUUUUUUGCGGAAUUUGAUGUACACAUAAGUCCACAACAAUUUGAUAAAAUACCAAAAUACAUGAGCGGUCGUGAAACUGUGGAUCAAUUAAAUGGUUUCUUGGAAAGCGUAAUUAUACCAUGCUUCAACGAAAAAUAUCAAUUAAUACAUAAACAGCGUAAUAUUUUACGCGGCAAUGAUUUGGAAUUAUGGAAACUGUACAAUGACCAGGCCAGUUAUUUACCAGGAAAAUAUUUCAUAACACCCGGAGAUAUUUCACGUCAUCAAAAUAAAAUGUUGGAUAAGAAGACACAAAAUCGUCUAACAAUGCUGCGGCAUAUAGGAAUAUUGCAGGAGCAGCGUAUUAAACAGACCGUGUGUUAUGUUUGGUCAUUUAAUGGUUGA